Messenger RNA from Ylistrum balloti, 1874 nucleotides. Its product is annotated as cell division cycle protein 123 homolog. The transcript has 12 exons. Gene Ontology annotation, cellular component: cytoplasm. The coding region runs from base 184 to 1269 and encodes 361 amino acids. NCBI's taxonomy places the organism in Eukaryota, Metazoa, Mollusca, Bivalvia, Pectinida, Pectinidae. The record is from RefSeq and is a predicted model, not a curated record.
UCUAGGACUUGCUGAUGCAACAAGGAAUCUGCUGCAAUGCUCUGAGGAGUUUUCGUCACCUUCAAUUUUUGGUUAACUUUGACAUAUAAUGAUGCAUUUUAAUCAUAUCUCUCUAGACUUAUUUCCACGUGAAGGUUUAAGUCUAACAUUAUUAGUGUUUGGUCUCUAAACAAAUCUCCUAAAAUGGACAUACAAGAUGUGUUGAACUGUACGUUUUCAGCGUGGUAUCCCAAGUUCAAAGACGUAACGAUUAAGAGUUACAUCCUGCCUCUGCCCAAAGAGUUCCUGGACUAUCUACAAGCGGACGGCAUUGUUCUUCCAGAACAAUGUGUUGCAGCAGGUGGAAAACAUGAUGAAGAUGAUAUUGAGGGAGAGGAGCUUGAUGUUGACUGGGAAUCUGCUGACAUUUCCGAAACAAAAAUGCCCAGUUUUCCUGAAUUUGAGAGUUUAACAAAAAAAAUUAUCAAGAAUUUGGGAGGUUCUGCUUUCCCAAAAUUAAACUGGAGUGCCCCAAGGGAUGCCACAUGGAUUUCCUUUGAUAAGACAUUAAGGUGUACCUGUCCUAGUGAUGUUUACCUCCUUUUGAAGAGUUCAGAGUUCAUCACGCAUGAUUUGACACAACCGUUUUCACAUUGUAAGGAUUGUGAGAACAGUAACAAUGUCACAGUCAGCUACGAACUUAUUCUAAGAAAGUGGCAGAGUCUAGCUUCAGGAAUGGAAUUUCGUUGUUUUGUACGAAAUGGAAACUUAAUAGCAAUCUGUCAGCGAAACCACACAGAACAUUAUGAAUUUAUAUCCAAGAUGAAGGAUGAAAUAGUGUCGGAUAUCAAGGCCUUCUUCUACCAUAUGGUGGCUGGCAAGUUUCCUAGUAAAAACUAUGUAUUUGAUGUGUACAGGAGAGACAAGGGGAAGCUACUCUUGAUAGACUUCAACCCUUUUGGUGCUGUGACUGACGGCUUGUUGUUUACGUGGAAAGAGCUUGAGUGUUUGAAGGGAGACAAAAAGGAAGGACAACAGGGAAACAACCAAUCACAAGAUACCGCCAACGCAGCUCAUCCCUUGGAUACACCAGACAACGAUCAGGAACCUGUAUUUAGGUUUGUGGAACAUCCAGAGGGUGUGCAGCCUCAUCCUUAUUCUUGUUUUGGUAUCCCUGAGGACAUUAAGGACCUUACCAGUGGGGAGGAUCCCUACAAACUCAUGGACCUACUUAAUCUGAAAAUUCAACAAAUAGGACAGGAGGAAUCGUCUGACGAGGAGGCCAACUGACAAGUACUGAUCUACAUGUAUUGAUAGAAAAACACCUAAUUAGUGUGAUUCUGUUGUUACAAAUGUGAACAGAGGCAUCCCUAAGUACUUUAACAAUUAUGUUACUGGGGAUAUCUUUUGUUUGUCAAUUGUUCAAUAACAGGAGUCACCUUGGACAUAGAAAGUUUUAAUAAAGAAAAUUUUGUAUUAAAUUUAGUUUUAAUUCGUCCACUUUCAGUUUAACAUCAUCUUGUAUGAUAGAUAAGUACAUUCUGUGAAGGACAUACUGGUAUCAUUUGCUAUAACUUUAUUCCUAGUCAUAUUCUUUCUGUAGCAUAAGUUUUAUAACGCUGAGUGAUAAACUUUUUAAUCAUUUCAGGAUAACUAGCAUGACAGUGUUUACAUCAAAAUUUUGGUAUUUUGUGUUAUCUUACAGAUACUAGGUUGUGUCUUAAGCAUUAAACAUCAGUCACAUUGUUAUGAUAGUAACAUACUGUAAAAUGACGCCUUUUACUUUUAUGAAGAGAAGUACAAUGUAAAAUUUAUUACACAUGAUCACUAUCAAGAAUCAUGCAAAAUUAUAUAUUGUUUUUAUAUAUUAUCAAUAAAAUGUUCACAAUUGAUAA